Messenger RNA from Daphnia magna, 1621 nucleotides. RefSeq names its product F-box-like/WD repeat-containing protein TBL1XR1. Gene Ontology annotation, cellular component: histone deacetylase complex. Gene Ontology annotation, molecular function: transcription corepressor activity; protein binding. NCBI's taxonomy places the organism in Eukaryota, Metazoa, Arthropoda, Branchiopoda, Diplostraca, Daphniidae. Bases 121 to 1251 code for a protein of 376 amino acids. Gene Ontology annotation, biological process: regulation of transcription by RNA polymerase II. The record is from RefSeq and is a predicted model, not a curated record. The transcript is spliced from 8 exons.
UUCUAAAGAGUAAAGUUCAGAUAUGCCUCGUUUGCAUGGCCAUAAGUUUGUGGUUUUAUCGACUCUAGAAAACCUGUCAACAAAACUCGAGAAUUAUCAAAUCGUUGCGUGCUUUAAGCCAUGCCAGUCGAAUUCACAAUUUCGUCGAAAAAUCUUUACGACGCUGGUCUUCAAGUAUCAAAAUGUUCUUUCCAUCCGAGUGAACCAGUUCUCGCCUGUGCAAUCGAUGGUGGAAAAAUUUGCUUGUACCACAAGCAACACACCGAAUUCAAAGGUGCUGCUGAAUUGAUUGUUCCUUUGUCUCAGUGGAACGAGACAGUUUUUAAUCCUGUUCCAACACAAUACCCCGUUUCCGGAAUUUCCUGUCUACAGUGGGACGUGGAAGGCAAACGAUUAGCUGUUGGUUACGAAAACGGCACGUUGAUUUUGUGGAGUCGGGACGGAUGUCGUUUGUUCGAAAGGAGAAAACACACGUCUAGAAUUUGGAGCAUUCGAUGGAAUCCAAUCCUGCUCAAUGUCUUCGCCAGCGGAAGCAACGACAGGUCGGCCUUGGUGUGGGAUGCUGAUAAGAAACCUUCACCGCUCGUCCAACGAUUCGUGGCUCAUGACGGAGAUCGGAUUCACGACGUCGUUUGGAUUUCCGAAAUUCAAUUCGCUUCGUUUUCCAGGGACCAGAAUGACGGGAUCGUUCACAUUUGUCAAAUCGGUAGAGAAACUCCGAUCAUGACGUUCGUGCACGGUGAUUCGAUAGAGGCGCUGAAAUGGAAUGGCCGAUUCAAUCUUUUGGCUUCGGUGUCAUCUUCUAGCGACGACCGGCUGCUUUUACAGGUCUGGUCACCGAGUCGAAAAGAUCCAAUCAGAAGAUUAAAUUACACGAAUAAAUCGCGAGUUGGAUGCAUUGAUUGGUUUCCACCGGGACGUGAGUCUGACUCUUUACUCAUUGUCGGGGGUUGUGCGGAUGGUUCGCUAAUCGUCUGGAAUCUGAAUGACGACGAAGAUCAACACCAAACGCUUUACGGACAUUCUCUUGCCGUUAACGACGUAUCCUUUUCGCCAGACAGGCGAUGGUUAGCCUCCGUUGAUCAAGAUGGAUACUUGAUCAUCCGAUUGACGACCGACUGGCGAAAAGCGUACGAGGCCAAGACAGGACCCAAUUACUGGCACCAAACUCUUUCGUGGAGUGGAUCCAGUGACAAAUUAGCAGUGACCAACGUUAGUUCCGAGGUUUUUGUUGUCGAAAUACUCCAUUAGAGCAUCGGUAGUAACCUGAAUCGUCCAGUUUCACGCAUUUCAAAGUCUGCCAAUUUGUUUAAAACAUUUAUCUUCGAGAUUCUCUUUUCGCAUCGUUGUGGUUGCGUUUGACUCAUGUUCUGUGUUUGUCGCGAAACGUUCAACCCUUGUUGUUUUUGUGCUAUAACACGAGUCAUGAGAGCGAAACGUGACCGCUUGUUGGCUUUUCGACACUACACCACGAUAAAUAGCGCUGCUUCAGCGUGAACGUGCAUACGUGGCCACUUUUGAUUUCAAGUCAACAACGACAUGCAAACAACUCGAAAACUUUUUAAAAUAGCCACACACACACACACACACACAUAAAUAAUACAAAAAAAUUGUGACAAAA